Tachysurus vachellii is the source of this 10556-nucleotide messenger RNA. It is a transcript of the gene elk1, whose product is annotated as ETS transcription factor ELK1. The record is from RefSeq and is a predicted model, not a curated record. Gene Ontology annotation, molecular function: sequence-specific DNA binding; DNA-binding transcription factor activity, RNA polymerase II-specific. Lineage: Eukaryota; Metazoa; Chordata; Actinopteri; Siluriformes; Bagridae. Bases 656 to 2245 code for a protein of 529 amino acids. The transcript is spliced from 9 exons. Gene Ontology annotation, cellular component: nucleus. Gene Ontology annotation, biological process: cell differentiation; regulation of transcription by RNA polymerase II.
GUUGAGCGCGUUUUAAUACAGAACAGGAAGCAAAGGAAAGAAAAAGAUAAUAAAUAUAUAUAUAUAUUUCUAUUCAUACAUGUUUUCCUAAUAAAGAUCAGGGACGUCGGGGUUAAACUUUAGGUCUCUUUAGUGGUGAGGUUUUAUGUUAUUACUGCUUUUAGUCAUGGUGGGAAACGAGAGAUGUUUGUUGUACUCGGGAUGAAAGUAAACAUUAUUUCAGCACCAACGGUUUAGUAGCAGAAGAAGAAGAAGACGGUUGCUAACCGUUAAGCUAAUCAGUUUAGCUUAAACUAAUACAUUUAUUCGCUUCUUCACUUGUCGUAUUUCUAAUCCAGGUGUUUUAAUAUAGAUAUUAAAACCCUCCUCGUUUCCCCCCCUACAGCGGAUUCAAACAGCAGGGGGACAUUAAACCAGCCUCCGAGUGCCUUAGCGGUGGAUAGAUAGUGUUGAUAAGCAGCUAGCUUGUAGCUAACAACAUUGCGGCGGCUAACAUGGACGAAGAGGUGCAUGUAUGUGUUAGCAUCAUGGCAGCACUCUUAUAUAAUCCUACAACCAAAUCGCGCUCGCUUUCGUCCAGGAAAGCGACUUUCGGCUCGGUUUAGACGCAGAUAUGUGAGUUUGUGUGCUGAAAUCAAACAGGAUCAACGCGAACAUGGAUUCCAACCCUCUCAUAAGUGCCAUGGACCCGUCCAUCACGCUGUGGCAGUUUCUGCUGCAUCUCCUGGAUGACCAGAAUCAGCGACACCUGAUCUCCUGGACGUCCAACGACGGCGAGUUUAAGCUGCUGGAUGCCGAGGAGGUGGCGCGACUCUGGGGGCUGCGCAAGAACAAAACCAACAUGAACUACGACAAGCUGAGCCGCGCGCUGCGCUACUACUACGACAAGAACAUCAUAAAGAAAGUAAGCGGUCAGAAGUUCGUCUACAAGUUCGUGACCUUCCCCGACCCUAACUCGGCCGACGGCCUCAGAAGCCCCGAAGACACCCAGCGGCUCAUCGGCGGAGAGAAAACCGAGGCGUCUGUCCAAUCUAAAGCAGCAGGGGGCGUCGGUGCCACCGUGGCCUCCCUGUCCAAGAGCCUACACCAGUCUCAGCGCUCGUCUCCGAGCUCGGUGCAGCGCAGCUCCCGCAACGACUACAUGAAGUCUGGGCUUUACUCCACGUUCACUAUCCAGUCCCUGCAGACACCCUGCAAGAGCUCCAGCAAAGCUGUGAAAACUGAGCUGUCUGUGGAGAACACGCCCAAACUCGGCAGCAGCGAGCGGCUGCUACAAGAGAUGCUGGUGUGUCAGACAGAACCUCAGCAGGCCGCAGCGGUCGCUCCGUCUACAGCCGACAGCACUGGGCUGCAGGUGAUCGUGACGCAACCGUCACCCUGCGCCACUCCCGCCCUCAGCCCACAGACGCCCUCCGCCUCCGCUGCUGCCCCUACGGACGGCCAGCCGCAGAAGAACCAGGCUCUCAGCGAUCCCCCUCAGAUCUACCUGGCGAGCAUGUCCGACCCCAGCUCGCUGACGUCGCUGAUCCAGGUAGCCGGUAGUGACUGUGUGGUCGGUUCCCAACAGGGUCACCCUGUGUUUGUGGUCAUAAAGCCUCAACCUGUAGGGGAAUCCAAAGAUCAUCCGAGCAUCUCUCCUGGAGAGGAUCUGCUGGACAUCGUGGACCUGGACGUCAAACCCGAAGCGGAGAUGAUCCCUGUGUCCACUCCAGUAGUUACGGAGGCUCCGGUGCCUGUCGAUGCCUCUCCACCCUCCUGCCCUGAGCCUGCGGUUCAGCCGGUGGUAGAAUCUGAGCAGAAGGAUGAGUCUCAUCCACCUGUGGAGGACACGAGCUCCAGCGAAGCAACACAGCAACCAGCCUCCACUCAGGAAGCGCAGCCACCCAAAUCCAAGAAGCCUCGCGUGCUCGAGCUUCCCUCGUCUCCUACUUCGCUCCCUCCAGGUCUCUCUCUGGAUAAAGUCAGCGCAGCGGUGAACAGUUUGCUGGCUCCGAGCAGCACCACAAACACCCUCACACCCACCGUCAUCACCUCUCACGCCUUGACUCCGGUGUUGUUGACGCCGAGUCCCCUCCCUUCCACCAUCCACUUCUGGAGCACGCUGAGUCCCAUCGCCCCGCGCAGUCCUGCCAAGCUCUCCUUCCAGUUUCCCUCCAACGGCAGUAAUCAGAUCCACAUCCCGUCUCUGAGCGUGGACGGACUGUCUACUCCUGUCGUCCUGUCCCCGGGCCCUCAGAAACCGUAGACGUCCCGUCUGCGACAGCUAACUCAGCUCAGCUCAGCACAGCACAGCACAGCACAGCUCUCUGUACGGCGAGUCCUGGUCCAUGGAUGACUCCCUCAGGCCCCUCAGGCUGGCUGUGUAUCUGGCUGAAACAGGAGCCUCUGUCUUUCAGCCACAGACUAAAAGGUGCCAUUUUAUAGACCAAGUUUAACUCGAGUUCAUUUCGUCCUCCUUUAUCCUUACUGUUCUCUACCUUAUUUAUUUUUGCCUUCUCAACCGUGUAGAUAUUUUGGUGCAUAUUUUACUUUCCCUAGUUUUAAAGGAGCUCACUAAAUUAUUUGGAGUGUUCACCUUUUGAGGUCUCUCUUCUUUCCUCCCUGUCGUAAGACGACGCAUCACGAAGCAGACUUUGCUUCUUCCGAAUUCAUUUCUUAUUUCAUUAAUAAGGACAAAAAGCUGGAAUAUGGGAAGACAGCCAGAUGGCAGUGAAGACACACUUCCUUGUUUUCCACUUCUGAACUUGAAAAGCAUCGUGACUUUUUUUUUUUUUUUUUUUAAUCUGCAAUCUCGUUUUAAAAAAAAAUGGAGGAUUUUCUUCACGACUGACUUCACGGGCUUUAUUUUGAUAAAGAGGCAUUUAAAUUCUCAUUGGAAUGAAAAGGCCAUCUGUGGGAAUCACACAGGCGGAAAUGGGAAGACGGGAACGUGGGAUCCGCCGGAGGAUCGACUCCUUGUUAUGACACAGAAUGUAUCCAUGUUCCCUUUUGCUUCGAUGUCGUUUCCUCUCGUUGUUUAGCGUUUCCCAUUCCAGUCUGAACAUUCACAUAUGUUUGUUUUUUCUCUUGUUCUUUUGGUGGUCUUUUUUGUGUUUAAUAACCUUUUCAGUUGUUGGUUUUUAGAAAAAAAAUGCCAGAGGAGACCAACAGCAAUUAUACUGAAUUUAAUGAGCAUCUCUGAGAGUGCGAAACAUCUCUCUCUCUCUCUCUCUCUCUCGCUCUCUCUCUCUCUGUCUCUCUCGCUCUCUGUCUUUCACUCUUGCUCUCUCUCUCUCUCUCUCUCUCUCUCUCUCUCUCUCUCUGUCUUUCACUCUUGCUCUCUCUCUCACUCACUCACUCACUCACUCACUCUCUCUCUCUCACACACACACACACACACACACACUGCCUCUUUCUUAUUCUCAUACACACAUACGCAAUAUCUCUCUCUCCCUCUCUCUCUCUCUCUCUCUCUCUCUCACACACACACACACACACACACACACGCGCACACACACACACACCACACACAUACGGAGUCUCUCUCUGUCUCGCUCUGUCUCUCUCUCUCUCACUUACUCACUCACUCACACACAUGCACACACUUUCUGUCUCUUUCUGUCUGUGUGUGUCUCUUUCUCGUUCUCUCAUGCACGCACACACACACACGCACACACACACACAAUCUCUCUCUCUCUCUCUCACUUGCCCUCACACACACACAAUCUCUCUCUCUCACUUGCGCUCACACACACACACACACACACACACAAUCUCUCUCUCUCUCACUUGCGGUCUCAAACACACACACACACACAAUCUCUCUCUCUCACUUGCGCUCUCUCUCUCUCUCACACACACACACACACACACACAAAAUCUCUCUCUCUCACACACACACCACACACGGAGUCUCUUUCUCUCUCUCUCAAUCUGAUUUUCUUGUUUUGUCUCCGUCUCUGUUUCUAAAUUUAUCACAUAAAGGGCUACAGGAUUCAUCCCACCACCAAACCAUCAACUGUCUCUGCUUCUCGGUGACUGGAGUUACACAAUAACGUAAUAAUGACAAUGACUAUACAAUUACUUCAUCAUUCUAGGAAGAUAGAAAUGAUUUUCUUCAUUCAUUUCCCUUACUUUCUUUGUCUCGACUGAGUUUGGUGUCGCCCCACAUUUCUUUGCUGUGCGUUUAAUCGAAUUCAUUGGGAAAAGUUGAGUAUUUUUAAAAACGCAACUCAAUUCUCGCCUCCAAGCUGUGAACUGUGUUACUUUUUCUUUUUUCAGCAUGAAAACGGAGACAGACAAGUAAGUGUGAUGGCGCUUUUAUUUUCUUCUUAUUAUUAUUUAUUUAUUUUUUUAUUUUUGGUCCACACAAAAGCACAAUGACAGUUUUAUUGCAGCUCAGUGGAAAAGCUCUUCACGGCCCUUAAAUGUGUGUCAUACAAUCGCACUUGUACUUAAAAAAAUACACAGAUUACACACACAAGGACAUUUUUCUUUCCGGACUGUAAGAUGCUAUAAAGCUUCUAAGCAUGAAUGCGGUUCGAUUUCUAUAUUUCGUUCAGUUUCUGCCGAACGAAAUCAGAAAAAGCAACACCAACAUUGAACGAAUUGAAGGAUUAGCUGCGAUUUGUGGCUCGACCCAAAAGAUAGCAACUCUCACUUUCCCAUUAUAACAUCUCAGUGUUUUAAAAAAGUGAAAAAGUGACAUACGGCUAAGUACGGUGACCCAUACUCAGUAUUUGUUCUCUGCAUUUAAUCCAUCCAAAGUGAACACACACACCGUGAACACACACACACCGUGAACACACACCCGGAGCAGCCAUUUAUGCUUGGGCGGUUCGGUGCCUUGCUCAAGGGCACCUCAGUUGUGGUAUUGCCAGCCCGAGACUCAAACCCACAACCUUAGGGUUAGGAGUCAAACUCUCUAACCAUUAGGCCACGACUUCCCCCAUUAUUAUUACUUCACGGUCUUUUGUUAAAAAAUUUCAUGCUACAUUUACAAAUCAUCAUCAUUAAUAUCUCAAAACUAUCGAAUGAAACUUAUUACUGCUGCAGUAUUUUGAGACACACAAAAAACAAAAUCGCAAAAUAUGGCAACCAUUAUUUCACAGCAUUACGUUCAUCACCGAAUUUUUUUUUACACCUUUUACAUUAAAUCGCGAAAUCUGGCAACCAUUAUGUCAGAGCACUACACUCAUUAACGACCUUUUACACAUUUUAUAUAAAUGAUGGUUGCCAGAUUUUACAAUUUAAUGUAAUGUGUGUAUGUUCGGUGGUGUUAUGCUCUGAAAUAAUGGUUGCCAGAUUUUGCAAUUUAGUUCAUCGUACUCAACCGAACUUUUUUUCACAUUUUCCGUUAAUCAAAAUUUUUUGUUUGUUUGUUUUAUUUUUUAUUCUUAUUUUUUUUUUUUUUUUUAUAAACUUUAUUCAACCAAAAUUUUUGUGAGGAAAAAAUUCCCGAACGUCAAACUUGUAAAUAAAAACUAAAAAUGUGGCAGUUGGUGUAUAGAAGUCGCAGUUGAACCUUAUCUAAUCUAACAGAUAUCAUUUAGAUUGAAUAUACAGCUGAUACCUAAUAGAGCUUGUGGUAAAAAGUGGAUUAGUUUUGAAUUUAAAAGCACUUAUUUCCUGCGAAAACAGGAAACACUUUAAUCAAAGUAGGCACAAACUUCAGGCACUAAACUAAGUCACAGAUUUGCCUUAUUGUCUGUAACACACAGCACAGUCCAGUGUUUAAAUAAAAACCUGACAAAGAAACGAGUGAUAUUAGACGUUGUGGUUUUUCCCCCACGGAAUUAUUACGAGGGUGCGUCUUACAGUCCGGAAAAUAAAUCCGUGUGAGUUAAGAGCUAAGGCACGGCACGUGUAAAUGUUUCACUUGGCCUUUUGUGCAAAGUACAAAGACGUACCGAAGCACAAGUACCGAGAACUUCUUCAACUUUAUUCUAUGUUUAAAUAACUUCAUUUCUUAAAUUCAGAUCUUUUUUUUUUUUACGUUUUUCUGUUCUGUAACGUCAGCCUCGUGAGCAUCUGACUAGCUGUUGUGUUAUUAACGCCAUGCUAACUAUUAGCUCAGAAAGUGAUCGUCAUUGUCCUGUGAAAUCACCAGUUUCUGAUCCUGUGAAACAGGCAGUAAAAUUUUACUCAAAUGCCAAAUCCAGACUCUUGAGUAUAUCAGCAGGAUUUAAAAAAAAAAAAAUGUAAACAGCUUGUUUCACUUUGUUUGCACUUUCGUCUUCGUCGUGUUUGUGUUUGUUUCUGUGUAAUUUAAACGAAAAUUCCGGCUGUUUGAUUAAGGUGUCGAAGCAGUGCUGUUGAUUUGGGCCUCCUCUGGAAUAUCUAUAUUUUACCGUGUGUGCUUCAUGCUCCAGGAUCCUGGGAAUGUCAUGUCUGAAACACAACACAACACAACACAACACACCACGCCUCACUAUCAGAUUCAUACCGAUGCCAUGUCUCAGGGCCUUUUUACACCCGGUCACUUCGUGUGUUUUCUCUGAUCCGAUAGCUAUCUGAUUUGUUAAAACUGUUCCAUUUACAUUAGGCCACAUAAAUGCGUCUCGGCGAAUCGGAUAUCGAUCCGAUCUUUCUGCUCCCGCCCAAAAUGCUAAUAUGUUUUUACCUCAUUUCCGUUUCUGGCGCGAUGCACGACUGUGAGACUCACCUGCGAGUGACGUACUUCCGUUUGGGAGGAGUAUAGCGCUGAUGUAUGUGGCUUGAACAACCACAUUCAUUUACACCUGUCCAGUUUCAUCUGAAACGCGUCCCAGACCACCUCCUGAAGUGGUUUGAACCACCGGAUUUAUAUCCGUCUCGAAAACGUUUCGGAGGACAUUUAGGCCUGGUCUAUAUAUAGCUAUCCGGAUCGCUAUCUGAUCACAGAAAACGCAUGAAGUGACCAGGUGUAAAAAGCCCCUCAGAUGCAGGUUUGAUUUCGUGCCUCGGUUUGCAUAGACAUUCAUCAUGAAAUUCAGAUUUUAGGAUUUAUAAGCUUAUGAAAUCUGACUGGAUGUCGCUAUUGAGUUGGGCUUUGGAUCGCAGAUGCGUUGUUUUAUUCUGGACUGAACCAUAAGCGAGCUCUUCAAUUUUAUCUUAUUUUUUUUUAUUUAGUACUGUUAAUGUACACUGAAACAUUUAUCAGACUCUUACUGAUGAAGUGAUAAAAGCCAUUUCACACUUAAAUUUAUUUACUUUUUCACCACCACCAUCACAGCGCUUUGUUGGUUUGCGUUCAGAAGGUCGUUCGGGCAAGUAAUACAACUGCAAUAUUUGAUUUGCCACUGUGAUCGUUACUGAUUUUGUCCUCAUUGAUGGUGCAUUUAAUAUUUUAGAAAAAAACAUGAAUGCAUGAAGUGCGGUAUGUUUACAGGAAGCAGAAAAAAAAACACGAUGCGUUUUACAGCGAGUUGAACGUGGGCCUUGUGCACAUCUUCCUGUAAAGCACUGCAUUCCUUUUAAAAUGGCUUAAAAAGCUUGUUCCCUUCACCACCCAUCGAUACACUGACGCCAUGCUGUGUACUCAAUACUCGGAAAUCAGCCUUUUAUUCCAUCCCUCGAUUUGGUGUAAAGAAGAAAAGCCAUACUUCUUACCAUUGUGGUGUAAGUCGGAAUGAUCGCUUACGAUAUUUAUCUAGUUUUAUAUAGAAAUCUGUUAGACUGUACGUCUUCAUGACUGGACAAAGUUCUUAUGCAUGAUUUUGCUUCUGAUUGCAACUUUUCUCGAAAGGAGGAAACGUUUUUCAGAAGGCGAUCGAAGCGUCUUUGUUUUGUAUUGUUUUGACCUAAUUGUGAAAUUUCAGUGGAAAAGUAAUUAGUGAGGUUUUUUUUUUGGGGAAAGGUUACCAGAGCUGUUAAGGACUAAUUGUAAAUUUUGCUGAAGCUUUGUAAAUGCUAAUUUCCUCUGCUGUUGCUUGUGUUUAAACCAGCUGCCUCUAUGUUCUCAUAAGAUCUGCAUUUCUGAAGAUUUCAAUUCCGACCCUGAUCAUUCACACCUGAUCCAGCUGAUUGAAUAUUUCGCUGGAUUUAUUGAGAGCAACACACUGGUCAGGAUAAUUAGACACCAUCCAGAUGUUCAAGCUGAUCAAUCUGAUCAAACAGCUUUUCAAGCAGGUCAAACACAGUCCAGCUGUUCAGGCUGGUCAAACACUCAUCCAGAUGUUCAAGCUGACCAAUCUGGUCAAACACUGUUCGGCUGUUCAAGCUGAUCAAACAGCUGUUCAGGCUGGUCAAACACUCAUCCAGAUGUUCAAGCUGAUCACUGUCUGGCUGUUCAAGCUGGUCAAACAGCUGUUCAAGCAGGUCCAGCUGACUGACAAAUCAAAUUUCAUCCAGUCAAUCAAACUGAUUGUACGUCUGAUUAUGUUGAUCAAACUGCAUCCAUUUGAGCUUGUCAGGCUACAUUUGAGCUAAUUGAUUCAGGCAAACUGCGUCCAACCAAUCAAGGGAAUCGAACACUGUCCAGCCGAUCAGAUCUCAUCCAUCCGUUAGAGAUGUUUACAUUUUGUCGAGCUGAUCAAGGUGAUCAGACUUGAUGGAGUUGAUCAAUUCAGUAAAAUUACCUCCAGCAGAUGAAGCUGUUCUUUGUUCAGCCAAAUCCUGUGCCGCAAGUCGGUCCAGCUGUUUGAGCUGCCGAAAGUCGGUCCAGCUGUUUGAGCUGCCGAAAGUCGGUCCAGCUGUUUGAGCUGCCGAAAGUCGGUCCAGCUGUUUGAGCUGCCGAAAGUCGGUCCAGCUGUUUGAGCUGCCGAAAGUCGGUCCAGCUGUUUGAGCUGCCGAAAGUCGGUCCAGCUGUUUGAGCUGCCGAAAGUCGGUCCAGCUGUUUGAGCAGCUCAGUUUGUUCUGCUAAUGGAGCCAAUCAAACUGUGUCCAGCUGAUCAAACCUUAUACGUCUGUUCAGGCUAAUAAAAAGCUUCUGAUCAGCUUAUUGUGCUGAUCAAGCUUCAUCCAGAUGAUUAUGUAGUUCCUGUCCUGCUCCUUCAGAUACAUGAAGUUUAGAGGCAAAUACAGAAGCUGCCACGAUUGCACAAUGUAUAGCUCCUUGGUUCAAACGUUGGGCUGAUUGGAUGAUGUGAGAUCUGAUAAAAGGCAGUUAACUCGGUUGUAUCGUCUUUUAUUUGGAAGUGUCUUUGGAUCAGCAGAGCAGGUGGUGAUAAAUAACCAAGAGCUGGAGCUGAAAUCUUCAGUGCAGAUAUCUCUCCAUGGGCAAGGUCAGAGAUCCUGUAGCUAAAACUAAUACAAUCAAUGCUGUACAUCUUGAAGCUCUGAUGACUGUUUAAGUGCUUAUUGUUGUACCCUUGAGCACCAUGUGAAAAAGAGCCAGGCCUUAAUAUUGAAUGUUGUCUUUUUUUUAAAAAAAAAAAAAAAAAAAAAAAAAACUGACUGAGGUGGUCUUCAACGAUUACCAUCAUGAUGAAACAUCAAAUCAGCACUUUACCGUUAUUACGUUCAAGUUCCACGAUUAGAUCCGUUCUUGCUUUUUCAAAAUGGAUAUUAAAAGAUUUUGUUAAAUGAUUGUAUGGUAUGAAAUGUACAAGAAUAUUAGUCUAUUAUAGGACAUUUUCCCCCGUUUUUAUUUUAUUUUAUUUUUUUUAAAAACUUGAACCAAAAUUGUGUAGAAAUUGUAUUUGUGCAAGUUUUAAUUGUGCAAAAUUGUUACCAGCAUGCGCUUAAUGUUGUUGUAAUUUCAAAUUUUAUGCAAGUGGGCGCACAUCUUCUACACACACACACACACACACACACACACACACACACACACACACAAAAGCCAUUUAUUGAACAGUUGAUGUACAUGUUGAAACAACAGGCAGUCCUGCAGGUCUGGGACCGUUUUUUUUUAUGGAAAGGAAAGUGUCAGGUUGUUUGUAUCCAAUUUUUAAAUACCAGCAAAGAUUCGUAUGAACUCAAACUUUGCCAUUUGUUGUGAGAAGUUACAGCUGAUCAGAUGUCCUUAGGUGAGGAUAAGCCUAGACGUCUUUGCUUUUGGAUAUUGCUCAGAGUUUUUUUUUUUUUUUUUUUGAGGUAUCAAAAUCAAAUUGUGGGUGGCUCAAAACUGUUAAAGCCUUUUAUAUACAUAUAUAUUAAAAAAAAAGUCUUUUACAAGUUCCUGAAGCAUCCUGUACUUUGCGCUGUUGUCAGGUGUGUCUCUGAACUUGAUUUUUUUUUUUUCCCCCCCUCUUUAAACUGUUCUGCUAUUAAAUGGUUUAGUAUUGAUUAACGUGCUGGGACGUCUUUGUGUUUCGAGGAAAAAAAACAACAACAAAAAAAAAAAAAGUCUGAAUUUUCUGUAGUACUUAGUCCUGACUGAAUGUGGGACAUGGAUUUCAGAUCUCUUUCUUGGCCUCCCUUUCCCAGAUGAGACCCUUCUCUCUGGGAGUUUAUUUAUCAAAAGGGACCAAGGGGCCUUUAUUUUUCAGAACUGUCCAAAUACGAUACUAUAUUUACUGGAAAGAGACGAGAUUAUUUUUAAUCUGCACAUUCUACUUGGUUUGUGUGUAUGUUAUGGAUAUUAAUCAUGUUUUCUAAAGAAAUAUGGAGCAAAUAUAUUGAAAAAAAAAGGAAAUAAAAUACUAUUUUGUUCUUUA